This is a messenger RNA of Helobdella robusta, 2508 nucleotides long. RefSeq lists its product as hypothetical. The transcript has 2 exons. Lineage: Eukaryota; Metazoa; Annelida; Clitellata; Rhynchobdellida; Glossiphoniidae. The record is from RefSeq and is a predicted model, not a curated record. The coding region runs from base 1 to 2508 and encodes 835 amino acids. Gene Ontology annotation, molecular function: transcription coactivator activity; chromatin DNA binding.
AUGCUCACUCCAUUUACUCCAUCUACGAUAACUCUGCGACGCCCUAGCGGUGAGUCAGAUUUCAUUUUGACAAAAGUAGAAACACACAACAACAACAGCAACAGCAGCAACAAUAUCAGCAGCGGCAAAAGCAACGCCAACAGCCACAACGGUGACGACGACAACGAUGGUGAAACAAUUUCCGUUCCAUUUCAGAGGCCGAAGGCAAACUCGGCUAGCUGCAUUACAGAUGGCAUAAGAGCAAGUCACUUCCUGAGCACCAUGGGAGCCUACAUGAUCAAACACGACUACCUCCUCACGCCACCUGUGGCCUUGAACGUCCCCCACCAAACCACACCCACCCAACCGGCCAGACGAAAAAACAGUUGGCAGGAAAUUUUCAAACGGGACUUUAAAAAUUUUCGCGUGCACGCUGCGGAUAGCAUCAAGGGCAGUGUGGACAGCCUGCUAACUCGCCUCUCCAACAACAGCGAAUCAGCCAGUCGUUACAGCACGUUUCUCCAAGCAUCGAACGAUCUAAUCAUUGAAGUUCUCCCUCGCAAUGACGAAUACGACGGAAGAAUUUUAAACGGAUAUGGAAGAAAAAUUUUCAGAAAGAAGGGGUAUUAUAAAAUGAGAAGCAAGUCGAAAUCGCCGGUGAAUAAUGAGCGGUGGAAACGGCUGAGCAAGAGUUGCAAAUUGAACAGUGAGUUGCAGCAGCAUCUCAGCGAACUAGACAGGUACAUAACAAUGGAGAAAUUGAGAAGAAACAGUGAACUGGAGCAUAAUAAUGCAUGUGAUGGGUGUUCGGGAAAAAAUAUUGCAAGCUUUACUCGUAAUAGCAAAAAUAUUAACAAUAAUAAUAUCUUCAAUAAUAAAAACCAUGAAAUGAAAAUGAAGAAAGAGCAUGCUACUUAUAGCUACAACAACGACAACAACCACGUAAACAGCUACAAAGAAGAAAGUGAUCAGCUUUUCUCCUCAAACUCAACAAUUCAAUUUAAAAUUUUACAACAGCAACAACUUUCACAAAUACUUCAACAACAACAACCGCAACAGAGUCAACAACAAAAGCAACAACGUCAAUAUCAAAUUCAUGAUGAACAGCAGCUGCGAGAGAGUUUUCAAAAACUGCUUCAAUUAAAUGAUACCCAGUCAAUACUAUUCACUCACUGCUCUAAUAAUGAACAAAAGCAACUACCGAAGCAAAACUCCCAAAAACACCAACAUCAACAUCAUCAUCAGCAUCAGCAGCAGCAACAGCAGCAACAACAACAACUACGCGACAAUCAACAGCAACCGUCUCAGCAGAAGGGGCAAAAACAAUCUCGCAAUAAAACAUUUGCGGCAAGCUACUCAACAAAUCAGCUACCGGAGGACCUCUCAAAAUCCUGCCCCGACCGAAGUUUCAUCUGCCCCCUUCAAGGUGUCAGUGUGGGUCAAGGUCGUUUUAAGGCCUGCUUGCCACUGAAUGCAUUUCCCAAGGGUCAUAUAUGUCUAAAGGUCAGAGGUUAUCGCCUGGAAAUUAUUCAGCUAAUAAAAAGAAGAGGGGACGGUAGGAGGAGUGGAGGGAGUAGUAGGGAGGGGAGCGAUGAUGGGCGGCUUGAGUGGAUAAGCCACGUUGAAAGCAACAGAGAUAAUGAAACUGAGAUUAGUACGAGAGACAAAAAAAUAGCCACUGGAGCCAACCAUAUGAGUGAAAGAAGAACAUACAGCGGAGAAAGUAGCUUAAACGUCAACAGUUUUUAUGGAGAGUGUGAGGCUCACAGUGGGGACACUCCGAGGAGGAAGAUAAGCGACUGCACAGAGUACAACUACGCAAAAAAGAUGAACAACUUCAACAGCAAUAACAAAGCUUGUGCAAACAUGGAUGACAACAUUGACAGAACAACAAACGAAUGCAUCAAAAACACAAAAUAUUCCAGAGCAAACACGAUGUCAGACCGAGGCGUUGUAUCGAAUAACUCGUCCUCUUCGCUACGUUUUUCUUACUUCGCUCCAAUCAGUAUCGGCAACAAUAACUUCAGUUCAAACCCCAGCACGUCAUUCAACCUCGGCAACAACACCAACAGCAAUCUCAUUCUGAACUGCAGUAGCAAUGUUUUGAAUGGAUGCAGCCAGCAACACAUUGAAACGAUUCCAGUUAGGAGCAACCAGGGGAGCAGAAGAAAUAGCAGAAAUGAAGAAACAAUUGCAGCGACGGGUAAGAACAACGUUCCACAUCCACCGGAUGAUUUCCCGAUAAGCGGAUACCGAUAUCUCGGAAGUGUCAGCAUACCGAUAUUCGUCGAACCUUCCAGCAUUGAUUUCGGUUUGGAUAAUCUAUUGCAAUGGUUGAAGAUAGAUGGGAAAUUGAAGGGCUGUAUUAGUAGCAGUUGUCUAAAUUUAGAUGACCCGCUAGAUGAUGACGAUGAUGAUAUUAAUAUUGGAGGUAAUGAUGAUGAUAAUGAUGAUGACGGUCUCGUUGUUGCUACUGUUGCUGGUCAUGAUGAUGAUGGCUUGCUGGAAAUUGAACGAAAGAAAAAUUGA